AUUAAACUGUUAAAGGCUUAAAGUGAAACUAAGGAUCAGUGUUUAGCGGCAGCCGCCGAGAGAAAAGCGAAAAGCUAGACUUGAUUUCUUACGUCUUCUUGAUAAAUAAGUAACUCUAUUUAAGGUAGAAAGAAAAGGCAAUUGUUCCACCUAACUCUGAAGGAUAAGGAGGCCGUCUUCCUUCCUGAAAUCUUUUACAACAUCGGAGCAAAAUGCCAGACAUAAAGCUUUUCCUGGAGGCCCUGUCAGCUCUCUCCGGCUGUAACGUCGAGGCAACAACUGAAUCCUCACAGCUCACAUCGCAGGAUUUUGUCAACAUUGUAGCCCUUAAAGAGUUUUACAAGCAGGAGGGAUUCAAAGAACUGGAGUACCCGAGCUUGGGAACUUUAUCCUUGCAGGACUUGGAAAAUCAGGACAUGUACAGCGCCCCACCAGCAUUGACCCAUGAACCUGUGGCAAGCAUUAAACCAACCGUUAAAAUCAAUACCCAAGACUUCUUCCAUCCGGAGUAUGACUACGAUUUCACCAACAUAAAGGAUGGUGAUAAGGUAUUUACGCGUGGAAAUGAGAAGUACAUUCGCCCCUGUGGAUGGAAACGGACCGCUCUGCGCGUCCAAAAGAAGUAUGAAGAUGGGGACAGUUGGCUGGGGAAAGGGAGGAACGCCUGGCCAGUCUCCUACCACGGCCACAACAUGGACGGCUCCCUUGGCAUCAUCAUCACCCAUGAUGGCCCACCAGACAACGAGCCAAACUUUCUGGAUGCCGGAGCCGCUGCUUUGCAAAACCCCGACACCAGAGGCAGGGGCGUGUACUCAACCCCAGACAUCAAGAUGGCAGAGAAGUACUGCACGACAUUCAAGUACAGUGUGGAUGGGAAGAUGUACAAAGUAGUUCUUCAGAACCGUAUCAACCCUCAAAAAAGGAAGAGCUGCCAGAGAGAGGGCAUCUGGUUGGUGUACAUCCCGGAAGGCAGCACCAACCUGCAGCAGAAAGUCAUUAUUGAGGAUUCCCUUCGUCCAUAUGGACUCCUGAUAAAGCAGGUGUGACUUUUUGGAUGCUUGGAAGAUUCAGGGAUAUUAUAAACAGCAAAAGUUCUGCAAACUUCUUUCACCCUGGGAAAAUAGAAAUGUUUUGCAAACAGUGUGAAAUCUGUUUCAAUCAGGGGCAUAUGGAAAUGAUUAUGAUAGUUUCUUCAGUUACUGUUUGCUAUAGUCGCUUUAACUAAGUGGUCACGCAAAUACCGAUCAGGAAUACCAGGCUCUGCAUUAUGAACACUUCCUCCCUGCCUGCGUUAUCUUCACCACUAUUUUCUCAAAUUUGCUUGUCUCAUAUUUUUAUUAUUCAGAAAUUACUAAACAGAUCUACUAAAAAUACAAAUUUGACGAAAUGAUGAAAAGAGAAAGCAAACAAGAUGUAGAAAGGUCUGCAGUUCUCUAAGUUGAUUUACACUGGCACAUAAAGACUUUUAGUUAUUUUUUUCUAUUUUGAUUGUAGCCUAGUUUUAUUUUUAUUAAUUAUUGCACAUAAUUGAACUGACUUGUCAAAAAAGAAAUGAAUGCUCUAUAAUGACUAAAUCAUUAAAUGAGCAAUAAACCUGUCAAUUUCCAAAGAUUGUUUCAUUAAUUUUUUAUACCUGUAAACUUCAUAAUGUGGUGGGGGGUUUUUAUGUUUACUCCGUAGUCUAAUUGGAAAUCCUUUUGUCUGAACUGAUUUUAUACUGUAAUCAUCUGUCUUUUUCCUGUGAACUAAAAGUCUGUAACAAAUAUGUCAUGAAUAUUAAAAUGGAGAGCACAAAUCCUUUAA
This is a messenger RNA of Xiphophorus hellerii (green swordtail), 1803 nucleotides long. RefSeq lists its product as uncharacterized. The transcript is spliced from 2 exons. Bases 213 to 1046 code for a protein of 277 amino acids. Lineage: Eukaryota; Metazoa; Chordata; Actinopteri; Cyprinodontiformes; Poeciliidae. The record is from RefSeq and is a predicted model, not a curated record.